AUGUAUCUCUCGACACUCCUCCCCAGUCUUCUGCUCCUGACUGGCACCACAAGUCAAUUGUUGCUUCCAGAAAGCCCGCCUCUUCCAACAACGUUCGCAACCAUACAAUCUGUCAAGCCAAGAGAUGUCACCGAGACGGUCACCGUGACCAAGUAUCCGACACCACAACCACCUGACUUCAAACUGGCAGGGUGCGAGAAAGAGUUCGUCUGGGGCUGGCCGAAAGCCAUGCUCCGUACUGACCGAGCCGUCAACACCUGCUACCCUAAACUCGCACAUACCUGCGAGCGAGACGCGUUGGUCGCGAAAGCCAAACACAAGGACUUUUGCAGCUGGCCAGGCCAUGGAUCCUCCAAGAACGGCUACUGCGACCUGAACAAGAACAAGCCGCUUGCAUGCCCGACGUGCGACAAAAACGACCCGAUUUUCAGGAUCCCGAGUCCCGAGAGAUGCUGCCCGGAACCAUGGGUCGGUAUGGAUAUGAAUCGUUACAACAUGAAGGAUUACCUGUGCAAGAUGUUCCGCCCGCGGAAUGAAGACGAGUGGGACUUUUACACCCAGACUUGGCCGCACUGGGAAGUCUACAGCCAGCGAUUUCCUUUCGAUAACUUGACCAUUGAGGGCUACAAUUUUGAGACGGGCGAAAGGUUGAUGGUGGAAUAA
This is a messenger RNA of Exophiala xenobiotica, 663 nucleotides long. RefSeq lists its product as uncharacterized. The coding region runs from base 1 to 663 and encodes 220 amino acids. The record is from RefSeq and is a predicted model, not a curated record. NCBI's taxonomy places the organism in Eukaryota, Fungi, Ascomycota, Eurotiomycetes, Chaetothyriales, Herpotrichiellaceae. The transcript has a single exon.